This is a messenger RNA of Plasmodium falciparum 3D7, 972 nucleotides long. RefSeq names its product rifin. The transcript has 2 exons. The record is from RefSeq and is a predicted model, not a curated record. NCBI's taxonomy places the organism in Eukaryota, Apicomplexa, Aconoidasida, Haemosporida, Plasmodiidae. The coding region runs from base 1 to 972 and encodes 323 amino acids.
AUGAAACUGCACUACUCUAAAAUAUUAUUGUUUCUUAUUCCAUUAAAUACAUUAGUAACAUCAUCAUCAUAUGUGCAUAAUAAAAAUAAACCAUACAUCACACCACGUCAUACACCAAUAUGUACAUCACGUGUGUUAAGCGAAUGUGACAAACAAUCGUCAAUUUAUGAUAAUGAUGCGGAUAUGAAAUCAGUGAAGGAAAAUUUCGAACGACAAACCACACAACGAUUACGCGAAUAUGAUGAACGUAUGAAAGAUAAACGCAAAAAACGUAAAGAAGAACGUAAUAAAAAUAUACAAAAAAUUAUUGACAAAGAUAAAAUGGAAAAAUCAUUAGCAGAAAAAGUAGAAAUAGGUUGUCUUAGGUGUGGGUGUGGGUUAGGAGGUGUUGCAGCAAGUGUUGGAUUAUUCGGGGGAUUGGGUACCUAUGGAUGGAAAAGCGCUGCUAUUGCAACUGCUACGAAUGCGGCUAUGGCUGAGGCUACUGCUAAGGGCGCUGAGGCAGGUGUGAAAACACUAAUUGAUAAGUUAAAAGAAGCAUUCCCUAUACCGAAUUUAUUUGAUCCUUCAUUUGAAAAAGCCAUUACUACAGAAACCUACUGUAAUGAGGCCUUAAUUUCUGGUGCUGUCAAACAGAAAUAUGAAUUAUUGUGCGCGAAAGGCUCAUCAUGUGAAAACUAUUCGCUGUUUAGCCAUUACAGAAGUGGUGGAGAAGCUGAAGGUGCUCGAGCUUUAGUAGAAGGUGUAAAAAAAAUUGUUGGAGAAGCUAUGGGCAAAGCUUCUGAAGAGACUCUUAAGGCUACUGAAUCUCAAAUGGCAUCUCUUAAAUCUGGUAAACUUGCAGAAAUAUCAGAGACAAGUUAUAGUUCGUACCGUGCAAUUGGUUACUCCGUCCUUGCCAUAUUGAUUAUAGUUUUGGUUAUGAUAAUUAUUUAUUUAGUUUUACGUUAUCGUAGAAAAAAAAAAAAAUGA